This is a messenger RNA of Oldenlandia corymbosa var. corymbosa, 1485 nucleotides long. NCBI's taxonomy places the organism in Eukaryota, Viridiplantae, Streptophyta, Magnoliopsida, Gentianales, Rubiaceae. The record is from the annotation of a GenBank genome assembly.
CAAGUAAAUGAUCUCAGAAAAAAGGAAGCAAUUUAUUCAACAAUUUCCACAUAUAAAAGGAUAUGCAUGGUUAGGUUCUAGAAAUGAUGAAAGUCAGAAGUUUAAUCACGCAGCGCUCUAAAUGCCUCAUAAGCCAAUUUGAUAGUGAAAAUUAUGAACGUCUGCCAUACUAAUACAUCAUGCCCAUCCGAGAAGCUGAGUUCAAGAUUUGCCAGAUACGCCGAAGGCUGCCAUAUUAAUACAUCAGGUUCAUUCACAAUCAUCUGAUCAUUUGUGUUUGAGGGAUUUUUGUCCCUUUUACCACGAUUCCAGAUUGUACUUUUUCUGCUCGAACAUAUACAAACAGGGCUAGUUCUUCAAUCAAAAAAAUUCCCUUCGCUACCAAAAAGCAUAAAGGAAAAGAUUAGGGUCUAGGAAUGUAAAUAUUCUAUUUAUUACGAAAAUAUAGAAAGCACAGUACAAAAUGAGAGUGGCACAUCAUUAUUCAUUCCACCACGAUUGAAUUGCCCAACAAUAAUCAUGGACCUGGAGACUGUAAAACGAUAUCUGGAAAAAGAAGGAGGCCCUUAUGAAUCCGAAGUGGAUUCUUUCCCUCAAAGAUUCUUCGAGCCUUUUGUAAUUCAAGGCCUCAAAGUUGACCAUAUUGAACGGGGUCGCGUUGUUUGUUCUUUCACCGUUCCUCCUCGCUUACUGAAUACUGGGAAUUCCUUACAUGGCGGCGCCACCGCUACUCUGGUGGACUUAGUGGGUUCAGCUGUUGUGUACUCAAUUGGGGCUCCGGCUACUGGGGUUUCUGUUGAGAUAAAUGUUUCCUACUUAGAUGGUGCCUACGUUGGUGAUGAGAUAGAGGUGGAAGCAAAGGCAUUGCGUAUUGGAAAGGCAAUUGCAGUUGUUAAUGUCGAGUUGAGGAAGAAAAACUCGGGAAAAGUUAUUGCUCAGGGUCGUCAUACGAAGUACCUAGCUGUAUCGAGUAAGUUGUGAAUGACCUGUUCUUAAGGAGUUUAUACAAAACCUAGGUCACAUCGGGUUCUUAAUGUGAAUGAAAUAUCAUUUCUAUGUACACAUUCCAGUUCAGAAAAGAUCUUCAGCAUAUUGAGUGGCGGGUGAUGAUUGAAAAAUCAUAUGUAAACAGAACUUCCAUGAUCAUUUCUGCUCUGUUUCUAAUGAUCCAGAUAUUUUAUUUGCAGUAUUACCUGUGUUCAUUACAUGGUCGUCUUAUUAUUCAUCAGGUGACUCACCGUCCUCUUCUUUGUUUAAGAAAAUUGGAUAAAUUAGUUAACGAUUUAGUUCAAAUUUUUAUGUUGAUGUUCCAUGAUUGUUUGUGUAAUUCUUAAGCAACAUUGGUUGCAUUUGCUUUUCCUACUCCAAUCUAGUGAUGUUGAUACACACAAAAUCAUCAAAAAUUUUUAUGUUGAUGUUGCUUAUCUCAACGCGACUCUAUUUUGCGCAACAAACUCACACCAUAAACCCAAAAAUAAAGGAUGG